This is a messenger RNA of Nannospalax galili (Upper Galilee mountains blind mole rat), 1747 nucleotides long. RefSeq names its product IQ motif containing D (gene Drc10). Lineage: Eukaryota; Metazoa; Chordata; Mammalia; Rodentia; Spalacidae. Gene Ontology annotation, molecular function: protein binding. Bases 253 to 1581 code for a protein of 442 amino acids. The record is from RefSeq and is a predicted model, not a curated record. The transcript is spliced from 5 exons.
GUCAGAUCUCAAGAGGUGGAGUUGACACAGCCUGACUAGAAGUUAAGUGGUGGAAAGGGAAGUCAGUCAAACACAGAGUCCCGCUUUCUGAGAUUGGCGGGUAACCUAGCAACACACAGCGGAGACAGAAACUGUAGGCAGAGAAACUUGGAGUCUGUGGAGCAGGGUUGCUGAAGACAGCGAAAGCUGGAGGCCCAAGAGUCUAUCAUCUCACUGUCAGGGAGUACAAAGGCCAAGCCAAAUGCUCCCAAGAUGGUGUUGGACAUCCUCACCCUAGCUCCUUCCUGCCAGUGGCUAGCCAUCCAAAGAAUCCCACUGAAGACGGAGAUAGUGCCAGCUGAGCCACUGAAGCCUUUGAUCCCCUCCAAGUCCAAGCUCACCACCGUUGAGGCCAAGAGGAUUGUGUCUGUGCUGGAUAAUGCCAUCCAAAAGGUGGAGCUGGUGACCCUGUUGUCCUACCUAGAGUUACAGCCAGAGGCCCUGGAGGGAAUGUUGCCGGAGAACCUGGUGAGGGCCAUGAGAGAGCAUGUGGAUCUUGGGCAGGCCCUGUUGGAGGGUGCCAGUGUCCUGCAGGAAAAACAGAGGCAGCUGGAGGAGGAAGAGGACGCUGAGCAAGUCUGGUACCAGGACCAGCUCCUCUCCAUAGAACUGCAAAGCAUUAGCCUGCAGCCACUGGCACACCAGAUCCAAGACUCCACCAAGAACAUCCUGAGGCUCCUGCUCAGGGAACCCCAGGCCACCAGGCUGCUGCAGAUGCAGGCCCCAGGCAGAAGUGCAGGGGCCCAGCACCUCCUCCAUGGCCUGGUGGAACUGCGGGGCUUUCUUUUUGAAAAGCUUCUCACCAGCCCCAUGGAAGUGAGGGAGAGGGCCCAGUUCAUACAGGAAGUCAACCGGAGGAACAAAAGGAAUCAGGAAGUCAUCGAUGCUCUCCAGGCUGAGCUGGCAGAGGUGCUGAAGAGCAGGGAUGCAGAGGUGGAGAAGCAGACUUCCAUCAUCCAGGAAUUGAAGAACUACCUGCACCAGGUGUUCAAGUUCUCAGAGAGCAGCCUCCUCCGCAUGAAGCAGGAGGCUGAGAAGCAGCAGAAGGCAGACUACAGGGCCGCGCAGGCCAGGCUGGCCAAGACUCAGCAGGAGAUCCUCACACUGCGCUCACAGUACAACACCCUGGUCAUGGAGAACUGGGAGGCAGAGCAGGCCCUAAGGAAGAAAAAAUAUAAAGUGGAAACAGAAGUUGAGAACUGGAUCCAGAAAUAUGAUAUGGAGAUGUAUGAGAAGCAGGAUGAGUAUGAGGACCUGGAGGCAAUCCACAAGGAGGAGCAGCUGCAGCUGGAGGAGCUGAAGCAGAGGCAUGCGGUGCUGGUGGAGGACUUCACCCAGAUCCGUGCUGAGAAGGAGAUGAACUCCAAGAAGCGGGUGGAGGCUGAGCGUGAGAUGGUGCGCAUGGUUAGGGCUGCCACACUCAUCCAGGCGGUGUGGAAGGGCUACCUGGUCCGCUCCAUGCUCAGGUCCAGGAAGAAGAAGCGGGGCAGGGGAAAGGGCAAGGACAAAGACAAGGGCAAGGGCAAGGGCAAGAAGAAGUGAGCACCCCAGCCCUGCUGCCUCUCAGCUCUGCUCCCCCCAGUCCUGCUACCCACUUCCCCCAGCCCUGCUCCUCACAGCUCUGUUCCUCUCCAGCCCUGCCGUUCCUGGCCUUAAGGAUGACUAAAAUUAAAACCAUUUCAAACCACAUUCAAGGGCACACCCUUCA